UUGAGCUAAACAUCAGAUGUGCCAGAUCUGCAGCUGGCAGAGCCCUGGAUACAGCUGCUGAGCUGGAGCAAAACAGAGACAGCAAAGAGCCAGUCAAUUACAACAGAUGGAAACUGUCAAGAACAGCAAUGACCUCAAUAGCAUCCCUGCAGUGGAGUUCACUGAUAAAGACACGAUACCGGGCACAUCCUCCCACAGCGUUGUUACCAUGGGGCCUGAGGAAGAAGAAGCAGGAGACUUCCUGCGUUCUUUCCCCACCCGAGAGUCCCUCAGGUCCCCCCGGGGCUCUGUUGUGAGCUUCCACGACAUCCAGUACUCCAUCAAGCAAUCGAGCGGGUUCUUGUGCAGACGGAAAACAAUGGAAAAGAAGAUCCUUCACAAUACAAACGGUAUUAUGAAGCCAGGCCUCAAUGCUAUCUUGGGACCAACAGGGAGCGGUAAAUCCUCUCUCCUAGAUGUGCUGGCAGCAAGAAAGGACCCCGCUGGCCUCUCUGGGAAAGUAUUGAUAGACGGUGUCUUGCAGCCUCCGAAUUUCAAGUGCAUCUCAGGAUACGUGGUACAAGAUGAUGUUGUUAUGGGCACAAUGACAGUGAGGGAGAAUCUGCUCUUCUCUGCAGCUCUGCGACUCCCCAGCACUAUAAGCUUUAAAGAAAAGGAAGAGCGAGUUACACAGAUUAUCAGUGAGCUGGGGCUGAACAAAGUAGCUGAUGUGAAGGUAGGAACUGAACUAAUCCGAGGCGUGUCAGGUGGGGAGCGGAAGAGAACCAACAUCGGGAUGGAACUCAUUACGGAGCCACCAGUCCUUUUUCUGGAUGAACCAACCACUGGCCUGGACUCCAGCACGGCCAACGCUGUACUCAUCCUCUUAAAGAAACUUUCAAGAAGAGGUCGAACCAUCAUUUUCUCUAUCCACCAACCUCGUUACUCCAUAUUCAAGCUUUUUGACAGUCUGACACUGCUAGCAUUAGGAAAGGUGCUGUAUCACGGGCCAGCUCAGCAAGCACUGGAGUAUUUUCGUUCUGUGGGGUAUGAAUGCGAACCCUUCAACAAUCCAGCUGACUUCUUCCUUGACGUGAUUAAUGGUGACUCCACUGCUGUGGCAGCAAGCAAAAGUGACUGCAGAAUCACAGAGUAUGGUGAGACCCAAACAGGGAUAAAUGGUGAAAAUGAAGUAGCAGAAGAGAAUGUGGACAGGACUGUGGUGGACACACUGCACCAGGAGUAUCUGAACUCCAGCCUGUACUGCAACAUGAGGGAUACGCUGGAGAAAGUGGAGCUUAGCCUGGGGAAUAAGAGGAGGAAGCUGAGGCAAGUGAACCAGAUCACGUAUGCAAAUGGAUUCUUCACCCAGCUGCAUUGGGUCUCCAAGCGUUCCCUGAAGAAUCUCAUCAGGAAUCCUCAGGCAUCUGUCGCACAGAUCGCAGUGACCCUUGUACUAGCCUUGAUAGUGGGUGCCAUCUUUUUCGGAGUAAAGCUGAAUCGAAGUGGCAUUCAGAAUCGGGUUGGAUCCUUGUUUUUUGUAACCACAAACCAGUGCUUUUCCAGCGUUUCAGCAAUUGAGCUGUUUAUCAGAGACAAGAAAUUGUUUGUCCAUCAGUACACCAGUGGGUAUUAUCGUGUAUCUGCAUACUUCCUUGCCUUGAUGAUUGGAGAUCUUGUGCCCAUGAGAACUGCACCAGCCAUCGUAUUUUCCUGUAUCAGCUACUGGAUGAUUGGCUAUCAGGCAGUGGCAGGACGGUUCUUUUUCUUCAUGCUGACACUGAUGCUGGUAUCAUACACAGCCACAGCCAUGUCUCUGGCUAUCAGUGCUGGGAUGGAUGUGGUUGCCAUUGCCAAUCUGCUUAUCACAAUUUGCUUUGUCUUGAUGCUUAUCUUUUCUGGCCUUUUAGUGAACCUCCCAUCUGUGAUGGGAUGGCUGAACUGGCUCAAGUACUUCAGCAUCCCCCGAUAUGGCCUGACAGCCCUGCAAGUAAAUGAGUUUAGAGACCUGUACUUCUGCAGUGGGAAUAGCUCAAAUAUUACAACAUCCAUAGGAGAUACCCCUGCUUGUUCUCCGGAUACCUCGGAGUUUGGAGAAAUGUGUUAUGGUGAAACAUACCUGUGUAGCCAAGGAAUUGCACCCACUAACUGGGCUAUGUGGGGAAACAUUGUGGCUCUGGUCUGCAUGACUUCCAUCUUCCUCCUGAUAGCCUAUGCAAAACUCCGGUUUAUGAAGAAGUUUACCUAGCUUCACCUAUUACCUUGAUCUACCACUUACCUCAGGACUUUGACUUGCAAAGCAUGUCAGUUUAAGGGAUCUGAACCUGUAGUCACUGAUACUCGUUAAGAUUUCAAUGGGCCUAGAUGGGCAUCAGAUCAGAAGAUUCCCAGUGACUUCAGCAAGCAUCAGAUCAGGCCUUAAGUGCUAAACAAGGCCACUUUUUUUCUUGAGACUGGUCCCCAUGAUGCAACUGUAUGUGUAUAUAUUCUGUUUUAUUACUGUCUGUAGUUGAAUUGUUGGCUCUGUUGUUUUUUUUAAGGAGCAUUUAGAAUACCGUGUUCUCUUGCAUAUGUAUAACUUUGUAUACUGCAUAUUGUGUACCUCAUUAUCAGGAAUCCUGGUUUUCUCUGUUUAAAAAUCACAAAUUCUUUGAUUAAAAACAAAA
Alligator sinensis (Chinese alligator) is the source of this 2645-nucleotide messenger RNA. RefSeq names its product ATP-binding cassette sub-family G member 2-like. Gene Ontology annotation, cellular component: plasma membrane. NCBI's taxonomy places the organism in Eukaryota, Metazoa, Chordata, Crocodylia, Alligatoridae. The transcript has 16 exons. Gene Ontology annotation, molecular function: ATP binding; ABC-type transporter activity; ATP hydrolysis activity. The record is from RefSeq and is a predicted model, not a curated record. Bases 107 to 2227 code for a protein of 706 amino acids.